Molecule: messenger RNA, 667 nt
Organism: Anastrepha obliqua
Lineage: Eukaryota; Metazoa; Arthropoda; Insecta; Diptera; Tephritidae
Gene: MED11
Product: mediator of RNA polymerase II transcription subunit 11
Exons: 3
Coding region: 85-600 (171 amino acids)
Biological process (GO): regulation of transcription by RNA polymerase II
Cellular component (GO): mediator complex
Molecular function (GO): transcription coregulator activity
Source: RefSeq, a predicted model, not a curated record
CAGUAGACGCCAACGUUCUCUGAUAAAAUUAAAGGCUUUCAUACAUAGAUAAUCUUUCAUAGAUACUAAGGAAAUAAACAGAAAAUGGCACAUAAUCCUUUGGACAAAAUACACGCUCUUGACGAAAUAGAAGCGGAAAUUAUAAUGUGUCUUCAAAGCGCAGGCCAAGCACUUCAGGAACUGAGCAAAGAAAAAUCUUCACAGAAAAGUGCAGAAACUCAAACUCAGCAAUUUCUGAAAUCUUUAUCCAAUGUGGAAUCAAAGCUGAGUGAGCAAAUAAAUUACUUGACCCAAGUCUCCACUGGACAACCUCACGAAGGUUCCGGCUAUGCCUCUGCGAAAGUUCUGCAAAUGGCUUGGCAUCGGAUACAACAUGCACGUUACAGAGUGCGUGAACUAGAAGAGUCCAAGGCAAAAUACACACACGCUGCGCGUCAACAACAGCAACAACGUCAGCAGCAGCAUGCGCAGCAGCUAGCACAGCAACAACAGCAGCAGCAAAUGGCUCAGCAACAAUUGCAACAAAGCCAAGAAAAUUCCGUUGGUGCAGGAGUUGCCUCAGGCGGAGGAGCACAAAUGGGACAGCAGACUCCCAACUAAGAAAGCUAUGCUAGGUUUAAGAAUAUAAUUAAAACAAGUUUACGACUAUAUAAAUUUUCAACUUAAA